AUGGCGAGUUCAGGUCACAUGUGGCCAAAUAGUCAAGAUGACUAUGAGCUAUUAGAAGUUAUCGGUGUAGGCGCAACAGCUGUAGUACAUGCCGCUUUCUGCCGUCCACGGGGAGAAAAAUGCGCUAUAAAGCGAAUCAAUCUAGAAAAAUGGAAUACCUCUAUGGAUGAACUCCUUAAAGAAAUCCAAGCCAUGUCUAGUUGUAACCAUGAGAAUGUCGUAACGUACUACACUAGUUUCGUUGUUAAAGAAGAACUCUGGCUCGUAUUGAGACUUUUAGAGGGUGGCAGUCUAUUAGAUAUAAUUAAACAUAAAAUGAGGAUCUCCAAUUGUAAACACGGCGUCUUCGAUGAGGCAACAAUAGCUACUGUUCUGAAGGAGGUGCUGAAGGGCCUCGAAUAUUUCCACCAGAAUGGACAAAUUCACAGGGAUAUUAAAGCUGGUAACAUUCUUCUUGGAGAUGAUGGUAUCGUUCAGAUCGCGGAUUUUGGCGUUUCAGCGUGGCUGGCGACGGGGAGAGAUCUGUCAAGGCAAAAGGUGCGACACACAUUCGUCGGCACUCCCUGUUGGAUGGCACCCGAGGUUAUGGAGCAGAACCACGGCUAUGACUUCAAGGCGGACAUUUGGUCUUUCGGUAUCACAGCGAUAGAGAUGGCGACAGGCACUGCGCCCUACCACAAGUAUCCCCCUAUGAAGGUUCUGAUGUUGACCCUACAGAACGAUCCGCCGACACUCGACACCGGCGCCGAAGAUAAAGAUCAAUACAAGGCCUACGGUAAAACUUUCAGAAAAAUGAUAUCGGAAUGCCUCCAAAAGGACCCCACAAAGAGGCCCUCGGCGACGGAGCUGCUCAAACAUUCUUUCUUCAAAAAAGCGAAAGACCGGAAGUAUCUCGUGCAGACGCUCGUAUCGAUCGGGCCCAGCAUGGAGACGCGCGUGCACAAGGCGAGCAAGCGGCAGCCCGGCACGUCCGGCCGCCUGCACCGCAUGGAGACCGGCGAGUGGGUGUGGGAGAGCGACGAGGAGGACGACGACGACGACGGCGAGGCGGGCCGCGACCGCCCCAUGAACCACCUGCUGCGCGCCGACUCCUCCGACAGCGACAGCGACGCCGAGCCGCGCGCCGGCUUCAGCAUCGGCUCCGUCGAGCCCGAGGACGCGCCGCAGAUCAACCUCGUGCUGCGCAUGCGCAACGCCCGCAAGGAGCUCAACGACAUCCGCUUCGAGUUCGCGCCGGGCAAGGACUCGGCGGACGGCAUCGCCACGGAGCUGGUGGGCGCGGGGCUGGUGGCGGCGGCGGACGCGGGCGCCAUCGCGGCGCAGCUGCAGCGCCUCGUGGACGCGCACCUGUUCCCGGGGGACGCGCCCGCGCCGCGCUCGCUCACCUUCCGCCUGGAGUCCGCCGACCCCGCCGAGCCGGCCGACGAGAAGGGGCUCAUCGGCUACGCGCAGAUAUCGAUCGUCGACUGAUCGCCCCCCGCCCCCGCGCCUCUACCUCGCCUCUCUCGUCCGCCCGGAUCGUCAUAUGGACAAUAAUAUUGGUAGUCUACGUGAGCCGUAUUUCCUAUUUGUAAUAUUGUGUAAUCGAAUUUAGAGUAAGUGUAUCGACCCGCGCUCGUCGACUUUAUAAUUUGCAGACCAAAAAUCUGCAUCCUGGGAGCGAAAUUAAGUCGUUUAAUGCACCUUGCGCCUUAACGUAUGGCUUACGAUAAAACGGCUGCCCGUUAAAUUUAAUUGUGUUGGUUAUACGAACUCGUAUAAUUAUAGUGCAAUUACGCGCUCUUACGUUAUAAUUCGUAGUUUCGUAAUGUGUAAACGCUAUACUAUCUUAUAAUGCUGCGUCCUCAUUACAGACAUAUUUUAUGGGUGAAUAAGGAAUUCAUUAUUAAUAUUGUUUAUAGCUCAAGCUGAUAAAAAAUAUAUGUAAGAAUGAAUCUGAAUAUAUAAGUUUUAUAUUAUUACGUGUUUAUUUCGCUAUUCUAUAAUUGAAACACUGUAAUAGAUUUAACUUUUAAUUUAUGACGCUCAAAUAUUUUUUAUUGGAAUGUAUAUCUUAGUUAAGGAAAUCGCUUCACUUCGCAAAAAUGUAAUUUAUGACACAAUAUACUACAUACAACCCUGUGUUGUUACAAUCGCAAGUUAAACGGAAUUUUGAGUCUGUUGCUCGUUUGUACUACCUUAGUUCCUCUAAGUAGUGCCAUAUUUAGUCUUUCUAAAUAUGUAUGUGAUAAAUAUUGAACCUAGCGAACCUAGGGAUAUUUCAAUACCAUUACCAAGCACAACUGACAUCAUUACAGUGUAAAAGUAAGUCGAUGUAUACACCAUGAAAUGUUUUAAGUUGUUAUUUGUUUGUUGCUUAUUUUGGAAUUAUUUUUUAAAUAAUAAAAUGUAAAUGACAUUGA
Messenger RNA from Vanessa tameamea, 2402 nucleotides. RefSeq names its product STE20/SPS1-related proline-alanine-rich protein kinase (gene fray). Gene Ontology annotation, biological process: protein phosphorylation. The coding region runs from base 1 to 1470 and encodes 489 amino acids. Gene Ontology annotation, molecular function: ATP binding; protein serine/threonine kinase activity. The record is from RefSeq and is a predicted model, not a curated record. Gene Ontology annotation, cellular component: cytoplasm. NCBI's taxonomy places the organism in Eukaryota, Metazoa, Arthropoda, Insecta, Lepidoptera, Nymphalidae. The transcript has a single exon.